Psilocybe cubensis is the source of this 678-nucleotide messenger RNA. RefSeq lists its product as uncharacterized. The record is from RefSeq and is a predicted model, not a curated record. The transcript has 2 exons. Bases 1 to 678 code for a protein of 225 amino acids. NCBI's taxonomy places the organism in Eukaryota, Fungi, Basidiomycota, Agaricomycetes, Agaricales, Agrocybaceae.
AUGGCUACUACUAUCAUCCAACGUACUCCAGUUGAUAUGCCCGUUCCUAAAUCUAGUGCUGCUCCAAAAUUCACUGGAUCUUAUGUCGACGUCAAGAACUUUUUGGAUCACUGCGACCGCAUUUUUGAUCAGUACAAUGUCACUCUCGACAAUGACAAAAGCAGAGAAAUCAUUGAAGGUUUACCCAGCCAUCAUGCCAAGCAAUGGGAACGACUCAAGACUGAUAUGCUCAAGAUCUUUGACCAUGCUAGGACGACGCAGAAGUUCACGUUGAGUACUCUUUGUGCUUAUGCUUUCCAACACUCCAAUCUUUCUAUGCGCUCUCUCGACGACUUCCGCGAGUAUCAGAAGCAAUACAUUUGCAUCGCUGGUUGGCUUCUCAACAACAACAAGAUAUCCAAGACGGAAUACAAUCAAUACUUCUGGCUAGGAAUCAAUGAAUCCCUCCGACCUGCGCUCGAAAGCAAGAUCAUGGUCUUUAAUCCUCAUAUCGAUCUCUCCUCACCUUUUUCCAUUGAAGACGUCACCAAGGCAGUUGAAAUCAUCUUCAAACAAGACCGCUUUGAUGUUGGAAUCUUUGACAAUCCUUCUGCACGCCCCUUCACGUCUCUUAUUCCUCCAAAGGAUUUGUAUCCAGAGCGCUCAUCAGUCUUUGACGAGAUCAAGAAGUACUUAUAG